AAGUGAUCAUCAGUGUUUGUUCGAGCGCAAUGGAAGUGCCACCGUGGCCUUAAGAAGACAAACCUCCCAUACUUUCCCUUCCAGUGUAUGUGUUUGACCGCUUUCUUGCUUUCAGAAUUGACGUGUGUUGAAAUGUAAAUACACACCAUCACGCUGUCGGUAUACAUGUUUCGGAGGAGUGUGUCUUAGCGCAAGUCUUCAAUCUGGAUCACCGCAGAAGGAGCAGCAGAGGGAAGAGAGAGGAGAUCUCCCGAGCAAAACUCCUCCUGUCCAAAAACAACAUGUUCUCCAAAUUUACCUCCAUCCUACAGCACGCUGUCGAGGCGCUUGCGCCGUCACUGCCAUUGCAAGAAGAUUUCGUCUAUCAUUGGAAGGCCAUCACACAUUAUUACAUAGAAACCUCAGAUGACAAAGCUCCCGUGACAGACACCAACAUUCCCUCCCACCUGGAGCAGAUGCUGGAUAUUCUGACCCAGGAGGAGAGGGAGAGGGAGUCAGGAGAGACGGGACCCUGUAUGGAAUAUCUUCUCCACCAUAAGAUACUGGAGACUCUCUACACCCUGGGAAAAGCAGAUUGUCCUCCUGGAAUGAAACAGCAAGUUUUGAGUUUCUACACCAAGCUCUUGGGUCGAAUUCGCCAACCUCUCCUGCCUCACAUCAAUGUGCACAGACCUGUACAGAAACUGGUUCGCCUGUGCGGGGAGGUUCUGGCUGCUCCUACAGAGAAUGAAGAGAUCCAGUUUCUGUGUACAGUCUGUGCCAAACUUAAGCAGGACCCAUACCUUGUCAACUUCUUUCUGGAAAAUAAGAAUAAACGAUUAGAAGCUGGUAAAGAAGCUGGAACUGACCAGGUGAAAGAUGAUCCUUCUUCUCCGGAUACAGGACAGAAUCAAAACCAAAAUUCUAGUCUGGAAGAUUCAGCCAGUCAAGCCCCCAGCCCAGCAGAAGCAAAACCGUCCUCCGUCCACAACACACUGCCAAACAACGACAACUAUAACCUAGUCAGCUCCCUUCUGAACCUCACUAAGAGUCCAGAUGGUCGUAUUGUAGUGAAGGCAUGUGAAGGUCUGAUGCUGAUAGUCAGUUUGCCGGAGCCGGCUGCAGCCAAAUGUCUGACAGAAAACACAGAGCUCAGUCAGCUGCUCACCGAUCGACUGGGACAGUUUUACCGUGCCCUUCCCCAGUCAAUGGACCCUUUGGAUAUUGAAACUGUGGAGUCUGUAAACUGGGGGCUGGAUGUGUACAAUCUAAAAGAAGACGCUGCUGCUUUUGCUGGCAAACGUGCACUUAUUUCCUUUUUAUCGUGGCUGGACUAUUGUGAUCAGCUCAUCAAAGAGGCUCAUAAGUCAGCUGCUGCAGUUCUGGCUCGAGCUGUAAGAGAGCGGUUCUUUGUUGCUGUGAUGGAACCUCAGCUAAUGCAAACGUCAGAGGUUGGCAUUUUAACUUCUACAGCCCUGUUAAACCGGAUCAUCAGACAGGUGACAUCAGAAGCCCUACUUCAAGAGACCAUUUACUUCCUGUUGGGAGAGGAAACAGGGCCAGAGACACUUGCUGGCAUUACUCAGCAUCCCCUGAGACACAGACUCAUAGAACAUUGUGAUCACUUGUCAGAUGAGAUAAGUAUCAUGACCCUACGACUCUUUGAGCAUCUGCUCCAGAAGCCAUGUCAGCACAUUCUUCAAAACCUGGUGCUGCGCUGCUUGGAAGAAAGAAAUUACAGCGAGAACAAACAGCAGGAGGAGCGAGAGGAGCGCGAGCACAUGGAGAACGGCCAACCGCAUGACGCCGUAGAUCUGGAGGAAGAUCCACUGUUCUCAGAUCUUUCUCCUGAUAACAGACUCUCCAGCCCUGAUUGGUUAAGUUGUUCACCACCAGCAAGCACAGAACACACAAAGCCUGAUGGGAAGACGGAGGUGCACAAAAUAGUUAACAGCUUCCUGUGUUUGGUGCCUGAUGAGGCCAAGUCAUCGUAUCAGGUCGAGGGCACAGGUUAUGACACCUACCUUAGGGAUGCACACAGACAGUUUCGGGACUACUGUGGAAUUUGUCAGAAGUGGGACUGGCGUAGCACCCCAAAACCCUUUGAGAAGUGUAAUCUUGACAGUCCUUUUUUUGAAGGACAUUUCCUCAAAGUGCUGUUUGACAGAAUGGGACGAAUCCUUGAUCAGCCGUAUGAUGUGAAUCUGCAGGUGACGUCGGUGUUGUCUAAGCUGUCUCUUUUGCCUCAUGCUCAUCUUCAUGAGUAUCUGCUGGACCCAUACAUUAACCUGGCGCCGGGCUGCAGGUCGCUCUUCUCAGUCAUCGUCAGGGUGGUUGGAGAUUUGAUGCUGCGAACUCAUCGCAUCCCUGAAUUCACUCCUAAACUCCUGCUAGUGAGGAAGAGACUUCUGGGACUAGAGCCAGAGGGGAUGAGUGUCGAUCAUGUGACUUUGCUGGAAGGCGUCAUUGUUUUGGAGGAGUUCUGCAAAGAGCUGGCGGCGAUUGCGUUUGUGAAGUUUCAUGCGUCUGCCUCGACCUCCCCAUGAUCCGCACAACACUGUACUCCGGACACAAACAGACGAAUAAACAGAUAAAAGGAGGUGGAUGACAGAACGACUAACCCAACUGCACUCAUCCAGAACGAUGCCUGCGGGGGAAUCACAUUCAAGGAUGCUUCAUUCGUGUUUUCUCUGGGAUGUUUCAGUAACUAUGACUGAGAAAGCUGUUUUCUAAAGGCAUCAGAGUGUAGCAGUUUAUAACAGGACGAGUGAAUUAUAACUCAUUGAACAGCCCAUGUGGAGCACGGAGAGAGGAUUUAGUUAUUUAUAUAUAUAUAUAUAUAUAUAUAUAUAUAUAUAUAUAUAAAUAUAAACUCCACGAGUACAGGAUGAUAAUGCCACACAAAUUAGGUCUAAAAGUGAGAAAUGACUUCAGUUUGAUUCAAUUAAUUAAAGGAAAAAAGUCAAGACAUGUUAAGUUAAAUAUUUAAUUAAUGAAUAUCGUUUGUCAUUUGCAGUAUCAAAUACUUUAGAUACAGUAUCAAUUACUUUAGAUAAUUUAGUCUGUCGUUCUUCUUCUGAGAAAAAAAAACUGUCUGUGAGCAGAAACACAAAAGUUCCUUUAUAAUGAAAAAUUAUAUCAACUCAGGACUCGAAGCUUUUAAGUAAUUGGAGUAUCCGAAAACAAACCAAGUUUUUAAAACCAAAAUCCUCUCUCGUUUUUUUUCUUUUCUUGGUGUAUUAUUUUUAAAGUGAACUGAACCAAAUGCGAUGCGGACUGGAUUGAUUUGAGACUGCGCACAUUUUGCACUCAAACCGGUUUCCACUGGUGCAGAGAGCUGUUUGUCCUUCAUGAUCCCGACAGUGUUUCCAAACUAUUUUAGUUGUUUAACUUGACAUAUGUUAUGUGUGUGUGUGCCUUGGUCUCAGCUAGACAGUAGCUGUGUCCUUCAUCUUGUAUCAUCAUGUAUUUAUUACUGAUUAUUAUAGAAAAAUAGUUUUAAAGGAAUAGUUCACCUAAAAUGUAACUUCAUUUUUCCUCUGUGAAAGAGACGAAUGUCCUGGACGCUCUUUUUCAUGCAAUACGGAUGAAUGCAAAUGGACGCAAAAAGCACCUUACAUUUUGUGCACUUUAUUCUAAGUCUACUGGAUGAUUUUAAAGGAACGCUUCACUUAUUAUUAUUUAGAUAGGAUCCUUUUACAUAUGCCCUAUAGUUAAGCAGUUGACUUUUGAAUCCAUUUAGCCCAUCUCUUGAUCUAGCGAGAGCACUUUUAGCUUAGCUUAGCAUAGAUCAUGGAGUCAGAUUAGACCAUUAGCAUCUCUCCCAAAAAUGGCCAAAGAUAUUCGAUAAUUUUCCUAUUUAAAGAAUUUGAAAUUUUGAAUUUGUUCAUUAUUGCUAGAAACUAGACUCACAGCAAUGUUCCUUGAUUUAUUACGCCAGGAUGAAAGCUAAAAUUGUAACUUUUCAUAAUUUUGUCAGUCCAAGUGCACAAUGUAACUUCAGAAAAGUCUAACUUUAAAUAGGAAAGUCAUCAAAACUCUUGACAUUUAAGCGAGAUGCUAAUGGUCUCAUCUGAUUUAAUGAUCUAUGUUAAGCUAAGCUAAAAGUGCUCCUGUCAGACCUGGAGAUUGGCUGAGUGAAUUCAAAAAUGGUAAAACUCUCAGAUAAACUAAAACUGUUUAAAUCUAGAGGAGAUGUAAAAUGAGCGUUAUUUAAUAAAUUUAAAACCUUUUUAUUUUAGUGUAGCGUUGAUUAUUGAAUCGGAUUAGACCGUUAGCAUCUCGCUCAAAAGUCACUAAAGAGAUUUGAUAUUUAAAACUUGAUUUUCCUGUAAUUUUGUUGCAACACUGACAUAAAAUGAACUUUUGCUAUUUUUUAGAUCAUUAUGGCUAAAAACUAGACGCGCAGCAAUGUUUCUUAAAUUAUUACGCCGGAAUGAAAGCUAAAAUCGUAACUUUUCAUGUUUUGUCAGUCCAAUAGCACAAUGUAACUUCAGAAGAGUCCAGCUUUAAAUAGGAAAGUUAUCAAAACUCUGUCAUUUAAGCAAGAUGCUAAUGGUCUAAUCUGAAUUAAUAAUCUAUGCUAAGCUAAGCUAAAAGUGCUCCUGUCAGACCUGGAGAUUGACUGAUUGGAAUUUAAAAAAUGUAAAACUCAACUGUUUAACUUUUAGGGAGUUGUAAAAGGAGCCUAUUUUUUUUAAUUUAUAACCUUUUUAGCUUAGCUUAGCAUAUAUUGAAUCAGAUUUGACCAUUAGCAUCUCGCCCAAAAUUGCCAAAGAGAUUUGAUAAUUCUUCUAUUUACAGCUUGAUUUUUCUGUAAUUUCAUUGCAACACUGACAUAAAAUGAACUGUUGCUAUUUUUUAGGUCAUUAUGGCUGGUAACUACACUUGCAGCAAUGUUGCUUGAUUUAUUAAGCCAGAAUGAAAGCAUAGUUUCUAGCUAUAUCAGCCUAGAAAAUAGCAACUUCUCAGAUUCUGUUGGUCCAAGUACACAAUGUAAAUUCAGAAGAGUCCAGCUUUAAAUGAUCAAAACUCUUGUCAUUUAAGUGAGAUGCUAAUGGUCUAAUCUGAUUCAAUGAUCUAUGCUAAGCUAAGCUAAAAGUGCUCCUGUCAGACCCCAAGAUUGACUAAAUGAAUACAAAAAUGGUAAAACUCAACUGUUUAACUUAAGGAGAGUUGUAGUAGCCUAUUUUCAACAAACAAAGCGGAGUGUUUCUUAAAAAAGGCUUGGAAUAUAAUGCACAGGAUCUCUUUUGUGGUGCUUGGUAGUAAAAAUUCCCAUUUUUGUAUAGAAAAGAGAAUGUUUUGUUUUAUUUUUUGCAUGAAAUAUUCCUUUUAAAGCUCAGAAAUGAUCAUCUAGGUUAGUUUAUCUGCUUCCUUACAGGGGAUACCGUUAUACAAUUGCAUUUUGUGUCAGUAUGGAAUUCUACCAGCAAUAGUGUUAUUCAUCAGGCUGAUUCUUCAUCUGCUCUUUGUAAAGGACAUGCUGUGCUAAAUGCACACACUGUACAUUUGGCAGAGAAAGGGCACAGCUUGAAACGGGGGUUGGGAUUUUCAUUUUAAUUUCAGAGAGAUUGCUUUCAGGGCUUUUUUCAAAAUCUAUGGUGGCUUGGUCUUUACAGGGUUUGGAUUUCUGUGUCUCGAACAUUACCUUUCAUCUUCCAUCCAUAAAAGUGUGUUUAAAAGGGAUUGUUCACCCAAAAUCCCAAACCGAAAUGGUUGAAACCUGUAAACUUAGGAAAAACAAAUACAAUUGACUAAAUAGGUUUUCAGCAUUUUUCUAAAUAUCUUCUUUAGUGUUCAACAGGAAAACAAAAACAGGUUUGUGACUGAAUGUGGCUCAAUGUUUUGGGUGAACUAUCCUGUUGAAGCCGGCAUUGUGUCACCAUUUGUGUUCAUUGUCAAGACUUGCACACUCGUGUCUGUUUUUCCAUUUUACAUGUGGGGGAAACCUAAACGUCUGUCUUUUAAAUAGUUUUUUCUUUGACAACCAAAGGAUUUAUCAUCAUGGCAAAUGCAUUGGUGUUUCAUAAAGAAAAACAGUGCGUCUUUUUUAUGUUAUUCUUGAUCAUGCACAUUUUAUACCAAGAACGAUGUGUAUAUAUAUAUAUAUGUAUAUAUACAUACAAAUGUACAGUAAAAACAGUAGUGAUGUCUGGUGUGAAAUGCAUGCAAGGUCAUAUUUGUUCAUAUGCAGCAGAAGAAAGCAAAUUUCAAUCCAAUCUGCCAUUACGUUUAAAUUUUUUUUUUGCUUUUUAUUUAUGGGGAAAUUUGUGAUGCCUUAUUUUAAAUGCAGCAAUUGGUUACACUCAAUAACCUCAUUAUUUUGUUUUAUUUGCCUAAGAAAAUUGGUCUUUAGUUUAAUGGUUCAUUUUAUUUUUUAAAGAAAGCUUGUAAAACAAUGUAAAAAGAUUCUGCUCUUUCUCUUUAAUUUUUCUAAGUAUGUAAUUCAUCUGCUUUGACCCUAUCACUGUUCUGCUUUACUGCUUUAUACCCAUUAUUUAUACAGAUGUAGCUCUUUCAGCUGUCAGGAGGAAUCUACUGUUGAAUCCACUGCCAUGGUGUCACUAUGCGACACUUUUUAGACGACGGCUUUCAUCGGGUAUCAUUUUAGGGAUGAAAUGUCAUGUGAUCUCAGUUGCUCGAUUCUGCUGGGCUAUAGUGAAUCUCUCUAAUGAGGUUUGUUGUUGCCUUUGACUUUCUUUACUUCCCUUCACUCCGUCCCAAUUAAAACCUUUGCUUUCUUCAGA
Danio rerio (zebrafish) is the source of this 6728-nucleotide messenger RNA. RefSeq names its product FHF complex subunit HOOK interacting protein 2 (gene fhip2a). The record is from RefSeq and is marked validated. Lineage: Eukaryota; Metazoa; Chordata; Actinopteri; Cypriniformes; Danionidae.